Molecule: messenger RNA, 1226 nt
Organism: Salvia hispanica
Lineage: Eukaryota; Viridiplantae; Streptophyta; Magnoliopsida; Lamiales; Lamiaceae
Product: protein ABIL1-like
Source: RefSeq, a predicted model, not a curated record
GAAGACGCUUUGGGCUUUCGAGGAAUUGAUGAUUGAGUUCCAGGAGAAGUCUCUCGAAAGCCGAGUGGAAUCUGUGUUGUUAAUGGAGGCGGAGGGAGCUCGAGUGGAGAACCGGAGCCUCAAGUUUGAUGAGGUGUCAAUGGAGAGAAGUAAGAGCUUUGUUACUGCAUUGCAGGAUCUCAAGAACCUAAGGCCCCAACUAUACUCUGCUGCAGAAUACUGUGAGAAGUCUUACCUUCACAGUGAGGAAAAGCAAAUGGUGUUGGACAAUCUUAAGGAUUAUAGUGUACGGGCUCUAGUGAAUGCAAUCGACCACCUUGGUACAGUUGCUUACAAGUUGGGUGAUAUCCUGGAACAACAGACAUCGAACAUCUCAUCAAUGGAGCUGAAAGUUACAUGUCUAAAUCAGCAACUUCUGACAGGUCAAAUAUAUACCGAAAAAGAAGGCCUUAGGCAACAGCAAUUAUUAGCUAUCAUCCCAAGGCAUCACAAACAUUACAUAUUGCCAAAUUCUGUGAACAAGAAGGUGCACUUUAACCCACAUAUACAAACUGAUCCGAGGCAACCUACACUAGCAAGAGCCCGUCUUUAUCCUCCAGGUGCUACAGCUGCAAAUACUCUCUCUUGGCAUUUAGCAUCUGAAACCAAGUCGACUCUGAAAGGCUCUGUACGUGGUAUUAUAAGUAACGAGGGCUCGCAAACAUAUGGGAAAACUUCAGGAGCGUUCAGCAUGUUAGAUAUUGAAGAGAAUGCAUGGAUGAGAUCCACACCGGCUUCAAGUGUAGAAAUGCAAACACGGGGUGCUGUACAACGGGAUCUUCUUGAGGGAUCGAAACCUCUGACUCCAUACCGGUCAUUUGACAAUCCUACUCAAAGAGAAAUAAUUAGGCCCCCUGUUCGCAGUAGAAGUGUCCUCUCAGCUUUCUUCGUCAAGCAUAAGACUCCAAAAUUGAGGACGGGUGCAUAGCUCCUUGAUCAAUAGACCGUGUUUAGAUGUUCCAUCUGGUUAGAAGCUGUCAAUAUGGACAUCUUCUUUUGAUAUACUGUUUACUAGCUAGCAGUUCGCUGUAUCAUAUCAUCCAAUCUUUCCUUUUAUGCAUCAAUAAAACGUAGAGAAGAUGUUGAGAGUUUUAAAUUUUUGAUGUUAUAAGUAGUCUAGUCUUGUACAUGUUGAAUUUGAUCAGACAGCUCUGUUUUCACUUCAUAGCUCGUUUUUUUUGUGUUAA